Molecule: messenger RNA, 4876 nt
Organism: Fundulus heteroclitus (mummichog)
Lineage: Eukaryota; Metazoa; Chordata; Actinopteri; Cyprinodontiformes; Fundulidae
Product: peroxidasin homolog
Exons: 24
Coding region: 84-4799 (1571 amino acids)
Biological process (GO): response to oxidative stress
Molecular function (GO): peroxidase activity; protein binding; heme binding
Source: RefSeq, a predicted model, not a curated record
CCGCCUCUCUCCCACAGUGUGCGUCUGGGUUGGAGCAGGGCAGCUGGCGCUUUCAGCUCUCUGCUCGGCUCUCACUGCUGGAAAUGGCGAUCCGGGCUGGCCGGCUCUGUUCUCCGCGUCUCCUGCUGGCGCUUUUGGCGCUGAUCGCCUGCGGACCGCAGUCUGCGCUCUGCUGUCCGAGCCGCUGCUUGUGUUUCCGAACCACGGUGAGAUGUAUGCAUCUGAAUCUGGAAACCGUGCCGGCUGUGUCUCCGCAGACAACCAUUCUAGACUUGAGAUUCAACAAUAUAAAGGAUUUGCAGCCAGGCUCCUUCAGGCGCUUAACGAACCUCAACACACUUCUCCUGAACAACAAUCAUAUACAAAGGAUUCCCAGGGGAGCAUUUGAAGACCUAGAAAACCUCAAAUAUCUCUAUUUGUACAAGAAUGAAAUCCAAUCAAUUGACAGACAAGCGUUUAAGGGCCUUGUCUCUCUUGAGCAACUGUACCUGCACUUCAACAACAUUGAGUCUUUGGAACCUGAAUCCUUCACCCAUCUGCCAAAGCUGGAACGACUGUUUUUGCACAACAACAGAAUCACGCAGCUUGUCCCUGGAACCUUCGCGCAUCUUCAGUCCAUGAAACGCUUGCGACUGGACUCCAACGCUUUGACCUGUGACUGUGAGCUGCUGUGGCUGGCCGACCUGCUGAAGCAGUACGCAGAGUCGGGAAACGCGCAGGCCGCCGCCACCUGCGACCAUCCCAGCCGGCUGCAGGGCCGAUCGGUGGCUACACUCACUGCUGAGGAGCUCAACUGCGAGGUACCAAGGAUCACCUCAGAGCCCAGGGAUGUUGAUGUUACAUCAGGAAACACUGUUUAUUUCACCUGUAGAGCUGAGGGCAACCCCAAACCACAGAUAAUCUGGCUCAGGAACAAUAAUGCUUUAAAUAUGCGGGAUGACAGUCGUCUGAACCUGCUGGAAGAUGGCACACUGAUGAUUCAAGACACCAGAGAGACUGACCAGGGCGUUUACCAGUGCAUGGCCAAAAACGUAGCCGGGGAAGUCAAGACUUCAGAGGUUACUCUUCGAUACUUUGGAGCCCCCUCCCGGCCAAGUUUUGUCAUUCAACCCCUGAACACAGAGGUCCUGGUGGGUGAGAGUGUGACCCUGGAGUGCAGUGCCACCGGUCAGCCACAGCCAAGAGUCACCUGGACAAAGGGUGAUCGCACACCGUUGCCUAGCGACUCUCGCAUCAACAUCACCCCGUCUGGGGGGCUUUACAUCCAGAAUGUUCUCCGAGAGGAUGGAGGACUAUAUACAUGCUUCGCCUCCAAUAACGUGGAUACCAUUCAUGCCACAGCACGCAUCAUUGUGCAAGCAACCCCCCAGUUCACUGUGGCUCCACAGAAUCAGUUAGUCAUCGAGGGUCAAACUGUGGAUAUCCCCUGCGAGGCGAGCGGUUACCCAGAACCAGCGAUAGUCUGGACUCGAGGUGGAAAUCCACUGCCUUCGGACCGACGUCACACAAUCCUGCCUUCCGGUACCCUCCGUAUCACUCGGGUGGCAGCCCAUGAUGAUGGCCAGUAUGAGUGUGAGGCAGUGAGCCCAGUGGGGACGGUGCGAGCUACUGUGCAGCUCAGCAUCCAGCAGAGAGCGAGCCCCCAGUUCACUGUAACACCACAGGACCAGUCAGUCUCGGAGGGUCAAACAGUGGAUUUCCCCUGUGAGGCGAGCGGCUACCCAACGCCUCUGAUCAUCUGGACUCGAGGUGGAAGUCCUCUGACUUCGGACCGCCGCCUUGUCACCCUGGCCUCCGGUACGCUCCGCAUCACUCGGGUGGCUGCACACGACGAGGGCCAGUAUGAGUGCGAGGCGGUGAGCUCGGUGGGGACGGCGCGCACCACUGUACAGCUCACCAUCGAGCAGAGAGUAACGCCUGUUUUCACAAAUGCUCCAAGGGACCUGACUGUGGAGGCUGGUCAGGAUGUGCAGAUUCCCUGCAGUGCUCGGGGCCAGCCGCAGCCGGUCCUCACCUGGAUAAAGGACAGUGUGCAGAUAACAGAGAGUGGCAAGUUUCACAUCAGUGCAGAAGGUUACCUGGAGGUGAAGGAUGUCGGCACCGCGGAUGCUGGACAGUAUGAAUGCAUCGCCCGGAACCCUAUUGGAUACCAGACUGCUAGAAUGGUGCUUACAGUCACGGUGCCCGCAAUCAGCCGAGAGGGCGACACCUUUGUGAGCACAUCCAUAGAGCAGGCCAUCCGUAACGUGGACAGCGCUAUUGAGUCAACAAGGAGAAGUCUCUUUGAUGGCCAGCCUCGUACUCCAGGGGAGUUGCUCGCUCUCUUCCGAUAUCCACGGGAUCCCUACACAGUGGGGCAGGCGCGUGCCGGGGAGAUCUUCGAGCAGACUCUCCUGCUCAUCCAAAACCACGUUAACCAGGGCCUCAUGGUGGACACCAACGGCACCGCAUUUCGCUACAACGACCUGGUAUCCCCCCGCUUUCUGGACAUGAUCGCUAACCUCUCCGGCUGCACAGCCCACCGCCGCAGCAACAACUGCUCAGACAUUUGCUUCCACCAAAAGUACCGCAGUCACGAUGGGACCUGCAAUAACCUGCAGCACCCCAUGUGGGGCGCCUCGCUCACUGCGUUCGAACGCCUCCUGAAGCCAGUCUACGACAACGGCUUCAACCUGCCGAGAGGCACCACCGACCGGGUGCACAACGGAUACAGGCUGCCGCUGCCCAGGCUGGUGUCAACGACGAUGAUUGGAACGGAGACCAUCACGCCGGAUGACCGCUACACUCACAUGCUGAUGCAGUGGGGUCAGUUCCUGGACCACGACUUGGACUCGACAGUGGUGGCCCUGAGUCAGUCUCGCUUUUCCGAUGGCCAGCUGUGCGCUCAGGUCUGCACAAAUGACCCACCGUGCUUUCCCAUCCAGUUCCCCGCCAACGACCAGCGGCAGCUGCGGAGUGGAGCACGCUGCAUGUUCUUUGUGCGCUCCAGCCCCGUGUGCGGCAGCGGAAUGACGUCUCUGCUCAUGAACAGCGUCUAUCCGAGAGAGCAGAUCAACCAGAUUACCUCCUACAUCGACGCCUCCAAUGUCUAUGGCAGCUCGCGACACGAAUCGGAGCAGAUCCGAGACACGGCGAGCCACAGGGGGCUUCUUCGUCAAGGCAUCAUACAACGAACGGGUAAGGCACUUCUUCCGUUUGCCACGGGACCCCCUACGGAGUGCAUGAGGGAUGAAAACGAGAGUCCGAUCCCUUGCUUUUUGGCUGGAGAUCACCGCGCAAACGAACAGCUUGGCUUGACCGCCAUGCACACAGUGUGGUUCCGGGAGCACAACCGCAUCGCUACAGAACUGCUGAGACUGAAUCCCCACUGGGACGGGGACACCAUCUACCACGAGACCAGAAAGAUAGUGGGGGCCCAGAUGCAGCACAUCACCUACAAUCACUGGUUACCAAAGAUUCUCGGUGAAGAAGGCAUGAGGAUUUUAGGGACGUACACCGGUUAUGACCCCAACGUCAACGCUGGCAUCUUCAACGGGUUCGCCACAGCAGCUUUCCGCUUUGGACACACGCUCAUCAACCCAAUACUGUACAGGUUAAACGAGCACUUUGAGCCCAUCCCUCAGGGCCACAUCUCCCUGCACCGGGCCUUCUUCUCUCCUUUCCGCAUCGUAAACGAGGGCGGCAUCGACCCGCUCCUACGCGGACUCUUUGGUGUUGCAGGAAAAAUGCGCGUUUCGACCCAGCUACUGAACACGGAGCUGACCGAGAAGUUAUUCUCCAUGGCCCACGCUGUGGCUCUGGAUCUGGCUGCCAUGAAUAUUCAGAGAGGAAGGGAUCACGGCAUACCGCCAUAUAAUGACUACAGGACCUUUUGUAACUUGACCUCAGCGCAGACAUUUGAUGACUUGAGGAAUGAGAUCAAGAACCCUGAUGUCAGAGAGAAACUACGGAGGCUCUACGGCACACCUCUUAACAUCGACCUAUUCCCGGCCCUGAUGGCUGAAGACCUGGUCCCUGGCAGUAGAUUGGGUCCCACCCUCAUGUGUCUGCUCGCAACGCAAUUCAAACGCGUCCGGAAUGGAGACAGGUUCUGGUAUGAAAACCCAGGCGUUUUCACACCUGCGCAGCUGACACAGCUUAAACAGGCAUCUUUAGCUCGGGUUCUGUGCGACAAUGGGGACAACAUCACCCAGGUCCAACGGGAUGUGUUCGCAGUGGCCGACCUGCCCCACGGCUACGGAAGCUGUGCUGACGUUCCUCAGAUCGACCUGCGCAUGUGGCAGGACUGCUGUGAAGACUGCAGAACCAAGGGUCAGUUCAAUGCCCUAUCAUACCACUUCAGGGGACGAAGAUCAGCUGAGCACAGCUACAAAGAGGAGAAACCUGCCAAUAGCAUCCAGGAGACAAGCCCACUGGAAGGUGCCAACAACAGUCUUUCAAAUGUAACUUUGAGCACCAAAACGAGCAGUGAACCUUCGGUCAGUGACUUCCAGGAGUUUGUUUCAGACAUGCAGAAGACCAUCACAAGCUUACGGAAACAGAUUAAAAGACUAGAAGCUCGUCUACACAAGUCCACCUGCACUGACAGUGAGGGGCGCGAGCGAACGGAUGGAGAGCGCUGGAAAAAGGACUCGUGCUCGACGUGCGAAUGCAGAGACACCCAGGUGACCUGCUUCGUCGAGUCGUGUGCCGCCGCCGAGUGCAAACAGCCCAUCAAGCUAAAAGGUGCCUGCUGCCCGGUGUGCCUCGAGCAGGAAGAUGGCAACAAAAGGCAAAAAGCGGAAACCCGCCACAAGUAAAUUUCAGGACCCCCUCCUCCCCACCCCAACAACCUCACACCAUAACAAUCUGGUGCCUGAAAAUCACAAAAAAAAAA